This is a messenger RNA of Cryptomeria japonica (Japanese cedar), 4642 nucleotides long. Its product is annotated as disease resistance protein RPV1. Gene Ontology annotation, molecular function: protein binding; ADP binding. Bases 337 to 4197 code for a protein of 1286 amino acids. Gene Ontology annotation, biological process: signal transduction; defense response. The record is from RefSeq and is a predicted model, not a curated record. NCBI's taxonomy places the organism in Eukaryota, Viridiplantae, Streptophyta, Pinopsida, Cupressales, Cupressaceae. The transcript is spliced from 5 exons.
UUGUCCGCUGCGUAGCCAUUGCCUGACGGGUUCGGCGUAAAAACGAAAUAGUAAAGGAAGAUAACGAGUACUUUGACUUAAUAUUUCACCUAAUACGCCAAUGGGAAUUGAGUGAGAAGUUUUCAAUAGAGAUUCAGGAGGUUUGAAAUCCAUGAUCUGGUGUGUACACAUUGAAUGAGACCGUGGUUCCGAGAUAACUCUAAUUCUCUGUACCAGAAUUUCUUUGUUUACAAGGAGACUCUGAAUCAAUCUAUCAAUCCAUCAAUCCCUUCGUAAUACUUGGUAGGAGCCCUGUAAAUUCUUGUCCAGUUGUCUCAUAUUACGAGAUUGUGAAGUAUGGCCGAAUUCAGCAAUUUCAGGCCAUGCUCAGGGCAAAUUCGUUUCUCAGAUUACACGUAUCAUGUUUUCCUUAGUUUUAGAGGGCCUGAUAUCCGAACAUCUUUUGUGGAUCAUCUCUUUCAAGCUUUCAAAGCCGCUGGAAUUCAUGCUUUUUUGGAUACUGAAAAACUGCAGAAAGGCGAGAUUAUUGGAUCGAGCUUGGAAAAGGCGAUCCAGAAUAGUGCCAUUCUCAUUCCCAUCUUUUCAAAAGGCUACGCAGACUCUCCUUGGUGUCUGGACGAGGUGAGGCAAAUGUGGCAGUGCAGAUCCACAACCAACAGAUUAAUUAUCCCUCUCUUUUAUGAUGUCGAUCCCUCAGAUGUCCGCUAUGCUCAAAAAGUUAAUGGCAAAUAUGCAGAGGCGUUCAAUAAUCAUUACAGUAAAGGCAGAUUUGAGUCGCAAAAAAUUGAAGAAUGGAAGGAUGCUCUUCAUGAAGUCUCCUCCUUAUCUGGAUGGUCUCCUAGAAUGACCGCAGGGUAUGAAGCGAAAUUGGUGAAGCAAAUUGUGUCUGACAUCACUGCACUAAACUGCUUCCCUCGACCAGUCCUUCAAAUUGGCCUUAAAACUCAUUCGGAGAAGGUUAAGGAGCUGUUAACUCUGGAUCAAACUGACAGAACAGUUCGGGUGGGCAUUUGGGGCAUCGGCGGCAUUGGUAAGACCACUCUGGCCGAGGCUAUUUUUAAUGAACUCUGUUGCACCUUCGAAGCUUCUUGCUUUCUGUCAGACAUUAGGAGUGCUCAUGAGCGUCAUGGUAUCAUAGGAUUACAGACACAAAUGCUAAAGGAUUUGUCAAAAAUCGAAGUCAAGGUAAAUGACAUUAAUCAUGGCAAAUCGCUUCUGCAAUUUCACUUGGCUUCCAUACGUUCCCUUGUAGUGCUAGAUAAUGUUGACCAUUGGAGGCAGUUUGACAGCUUUAUGUUAGAUUUUUAUGGACCUGGUAGCAGAGUCAUUGUAACCACCCGUGACCGCCAUAUCCUCAAUUCAAGGAUGCCCCCUGAAAACAUUUACGAAUUGGAAGGUCUUCGGGAGGAUGAAGCCUUAGAAUUAUUUAGCUGGCACGCAUUUCACAAAGCAAAGCCAGACGACGCUUACCGAGACCUAUCCACAAAUAUCAUCCAGGCUUCUGGUGGGGUUCCACUUACAUUAGAGGUUCUGGGUGCAUUUUUACUUGACAAAAAAGACAGUGAUAACUGCUGGAAAGAAGCACUUAUAAUGCUUGAGAAUCUUUCAGAUCCAAAUAUUUUUGAACCCUUGAAGAUCAGUUAUGAUUCUCUUCUUCCAUCUGAGAAAGAGAUAUUCCUAGAUAUUGCCUGUUUGUUCAUUGGCCAAGAUAGAGAAGAGCCGUCUAUCUUCUGGAAGGAAUUGGGUUUAUAUGUAGACACAGCUCUCAGCAAUCUUCAGCAGAAAUUGCUCAUAAAGAUUGAUGUUGACAAUAAGUUCAGAAUGCAUGAUCUUAUACGAGAUUUAGGGAGACGUAUAGUGGCAGAUGAAUCUCCUGGUAAUCCUGGCAAGCGAAGCAGACUAUGGAAACAGGAGGACAUUGAAAAAGUAAUUAAUGAGAAACAGGGUACCGAGAAUGUUAAGUACCUCCUACAAGAAGAAGAAAGAGAAGAAAUCAGAUUGAAAAAGAAUACUUUGGCUUCAAUGAAUGGUCUGCGGUACCUUUGUUUCAAGGAUGCUAUAGUAAAGGAAAAUGAUAGAAGUAAAUUAUCACCAGAUUUGAAAUGGUUGAAGUGGAAGCGGUGUCCUCUGGAAGUUUUGCCGCAGCAAUGGAACCUUGAGCAUCUAGCUAUUCUUGAUGUGAGCUCUAGAAGCAUUUCUCAUGGCAGUGUCUUACAAUUCUCUCUCAAGCAGUUGUGGAAUGAGCAAUCAUAUAAGAAGAUCCCCAAAAAUCUGAGAGUUCUUCGGGUGAACUGGUGUUCAAAUUUACAGAGGCUUCCUACUUUCUCGAAUCUGAAAUCUUUAUUCAAGUUAGAUUUGACAGGGUGUGGCAUAAUCACAGAACUACCAGAUUCCCUUGGGUUUCAGGCACAGCUCUACUACAUGGAACUCUCAUGUUGUUCAAGGUUAGAGAAACUGCCGGAUUGUAUAGGUAACCUCUCGGAACUGAAACAUUUGGGUUUGGCAAAAUGCUCUUCCCUGACGGCUUUACCUUAUUCCAUAGGUUGUCUGCAAAAACUCCAGUAUUUGAAUCUCUCUGGGUGCGGAAAACUGGAACAACUUCCAAGUAGUAUCACAAAGCUAUCUUGUUUGCAAAAAUUAUUUAUUUCUUCCUGCUCAAGCCUUAACAAGCUUCCAGACAUCCUUGAAGGGCUCAGAUCUCUCAAAAUAUUGGAACUUAAACAUGUCUUCAAUAUAAGUGAUUUGCCUCACUCUAUUGGCAGCCUGACCCAGUUAGAGAAACUGGACCUGGAGUCUUGUCUGAUGGUUACAUUACCUCCAUCAGUUGGUCAUCUAAAACACCUGCGCAGCCUCAAUAUGAACAGCUGUGAGUUUUUAUCUGUUAUUCCAGAUGAAAUCGGUGGCCUUGAAUCUUUGGAGGAAUUAAUACUCAACAGUUGUGAAAAUUUAACGAGAAUCCCUUCGACUAUUUCUAAAUUUCAAUCUUUGAUGAGAUUCGAGGCAGGAUAUUGUGAUUUAAGGUCUAUCCCAGAGAGUUUCGGAGAAUUGUCAUCCUUAAAAAUUCUCCAUUUGGAACAUAAUAAGUUUUCCACAUUGCCCUUAAGGUCUGCUCUGCUCUCUCCAUUAACUGAAUUAGUCCUCUGUGAAUGUACGGAACUUCGUGAAUUGCCAAUUCUUCCUGAAGGUCUGGUAAAGCUGGAUAUUGAGGGUUGUAAAAAAUUGAAAAUUGUACCCAAGGUGGUACAUUUGAAAAGAAUCCAAGUGCUAAGAUUUACAAGGUGUUCUAGUAAUCUUCAGUUCAGCGUCUUGUGGCAAAUUAGAGCACUGACAACCGUGCAAAUCACAUUUGGGGAAGGGAGCGGUGAAACACUAAGGCUUACUGGAGCUGAUUCAUGGAAUGAACGUUUUCGGCUAGAUUUUCAGGUAAUGUUCGAGAUAGAAGAAUUGAAAAGAGAGCUGGAAUUUUUCACAGAAAAGCUGAAACCAUUCGAAUCUGAACACCUGGAAGAUAUGAAAACAAUGGUGGAAAGUUGUAGACUAGAAGGAUCUGAAGCUGAACCUCUCGAAGAUUUGAAAAGAAUGCUCGAAAGUGGGGAAGCAGAGGGAUUUAAAGCUGAAAACCUCGAAGAUUCGAAAAAAAUUGUGGAAAGUGGGAAAGCAGAAGGAAUAAAGGCUGAACACCUGGAAGAUUUCAGAAGAAUGGUGGAAAUUGGGAAAGCAGGAGUUAAAGCUGAACACCUGGAAGAUUUGAAACGAAUGGGGGGAGGUUGGGAAGACUUCAAACGUUUUAGCCAGGCAGAACUUUCCUGCUAUGAAAGCUUGAAGAAAUUCCUGGAGCGUUUAGAAGGACUCCCGGAUAACCUUACAGAAGUAAUGGGAGGAUUAGAUAAGCAUAUGAUAAGUCUGCGCCAACACCUGGAAGAUUUGAAACGAAUGUGGGGAGGUUGGGAAGACUUAAAACGUAUUAGCCAGGCAGAACUUUCCUGCUAUGAAAACUUGAAGACAAUCCUGGAGCGUUUAAAAGGACUCCCGGAUAACUUUACAGAAGUAAUGGGAGGAUUAGAAGAGCAUAUGUUAAGUCUGCGCUCGCUGAAUGAAGCAGUUGUAACGUGCAUGAGGGAACUGAGAGCAUUGGUAGGAAGCGUGAAAUAUUCCUUGAUCCUGCGACGUCAUAGACUUCAAACGUGGGAAUGGUGAAUGCUUACCUGGAAAUGCCGAAUGCUUACCUGGGAAUGCAGAAUGCUUACGUGGGAAUGGUGAAUGCUUACCUGGAAAUGCAGAAAGCUUACCUGGUAAUGGAGAAUGCUUACCUGGGAAUGGAGAAUGCUUACCUGGAAAUGCAGAAUGCUUACCUGGAAUGUUACCUGGAAUUCUUGAAAUGGCACAUAAAAUAUGUUGGUCUGGUGAUCUAGUCAUUUAUGGGAUAUGUUUGUAAGUUUUUUUUGUCCAUCUUAAAUCUUACACUAAGUAACAUAGUAAGUCUAGAAAAUGUCAAUUAAUUUUGAAUGUUUAACAUUUUUAAAUUUAAAAAUCAAAACAUGAUGUAUGAUUUAGGUCCAAUAUUUUAUCUACUUACUUAACUGAGUUGACAAAGUAUAAGCUAAUGAAGUAAUUGUUUCUGAACGAUGAACCUGUAGAUUGA